AUGGCACAGACAAUGGUGAAAGGUCGAGCAACAUGUUCUAUAUGUGGAAAAGAAAAAAUCGCGUAUAAAUGUGGAGGAUGUUCACGAGAUUAUUGUUUCAAUCAUUUAGAAGAACAUCGUCAAACACUUGGUAAACAAUUCGAUGAAAUUGAAAAUGAUCGUGAUCAGUUUCACCGAGCACUUGUUGAACGAAAAGAAGUUCAAAAACCAUUUCCAUUGAUACAGCAAGUUGAUAAAUGGGAGGAAGAUUCAAUUAAGAAAAUUAAACAAACAGCAGAAGAAUGUAGACAAACAUUAAUUGAACAUAAAAACAAACAUUUUAUUGAAAUAGAAAAAAAGCUAUCUCAAUUAACUGAACAAUUAAAACAAAAUCGUCAAGAAAAUGACUUUAAUGAAAUUGAUUUAGACGGAUUCAAAAUGAAAUUAACAAAACUAACAGAAGAACUUGAUCAACAAUCAAAUAUUAGGAUUCAACAAGAUUCUACAUCAUUUAUAAAUAAACUUUCAGUUAUUGUAUUACCUGAAAUUCUUCAAGAAAAUAACUUUAAUGAAACUGAUUCAAACCAAAUUACAACAAAAUUAACAGAAAAACUUGAUCAACCUCGAAAUAUUUCGAUUCAAAAAGGUUCUACAUCAUUCAUAAACAAGAGUCCAGUCAUUGUAUCAUCUGGUAAUUGUGACUUGAUAUCUAAAUUGAUGAGAGAAUGUAUUUAUAAAAGGACAUGA
Rotaria sordida is the source of this 726-nucleotide messenger RNA. Lineage: Eukaryota; Metazoa; Rotifera; Eurotatoria; Philodinida; Philodinidae. The record is from the annotation of a GenBank genome assembly.